Messenger RNA from Wasmannia auropunctata (little fire ant), 572 nucleotides. Its product is annotated as inducible metalloproteinase inhibitor protein. The transcript is spliced from 3 exons. NCBI's taxonomy places the organism in Eukaryota, Metazoa, Arthropoda, Insecta, Hymenoptera, Formicidae. The record is from RefSeq and is a predicted model, not a curated record. The coding region runs from base 101 to 385 and encodes 94 amino acids.
AUAUGGAAUCGUCCAUAUAUAAGAUCCUUGAAACAACGAAGUCACACCAGUCGUGCGAGUUACUCAGAGUUGUGAAUUGUGCAGAGUUGAAAAAUCAAUUAUGUCUCGCACAGCGAUAAUAUUACUCAUUGGAUUGGCGAUAUUUGUUGCAAACACAAUUGCAACAGAACUUGAAUGUACUCGCGAAAAUGAGGAGUAUCAAUGUGGAUCGGCCUGUCAAACAACUUGUAACAACUUGGGUCAAUUUUGUCCUAUAGUAAACGUCAAAUGUAACGAUGCUUGUUACUGCAAGCAAGGAUAUGCGCGAAUUCAAAACGAUACUGGUCCGUGUGUUUCUAUAGAGAGUUGUCCCAAAGAAGGGGAAAGUAUUCUAGAGAAUAAAUAAAUUCCCCGAUGAGAAAAUAAAUUACAUGACUUUUGUGUUGAUUAUUCACUUCUAUUUUUAUUGCCCACGUUGUUAACAAUUAUUUUAUCUAACAUUAUAUCUCAAUAUGUUUCAGUUGGAUAUAAAUAUUUAUACUUGUAAAAUGUAUAAAUAAUUUUGGUAUAAAUAUAUUUUAUACAUUAAUAAA